Symphalangus syndactylus (siamang) is the source of this 509-nucleotide messenger RNA. RefSeq names its product NADH dehydrogenase [ubiquinone] 1 beta subcomplex subunit 6-like. The record is from RefSeq and is a predicted model, not a curated record. NCBI's taxonomy places the organism in Eukaryota, Metazoa, Chordata, Mammalia, Primates, Hylobatidae. Gene Ontology annotation, biological process: mitochondrial ATP synthesis coupled electron transport; mitochondrial electron transport, NADH to ubiquinone. Gene Ontology annotation, cellular component: respiratory chain complex I.
CUCGGCCUUCCCGCAAGGUCGCUUUGCAGAGCGGGAGCGCGCUUAAGUAACUAGUCCGUAGUUCCAGGGUACGCCGUGUCCUUUUGCGUUGGCGACAUGACCGGGUACACUCCGGAUGAGAAACUGCGGCUGCAGCAGCUGCGAGAGCUGAGAAGGCGAUGGCUGAAGGACCAGGAGCUGAGCCCUCGAGAGCCGGUGCUGCCCCCACAGAGGAUGGGGCCUAUGGAGAAAUUCUGGAAUAAAUUUUUGGAGAAUAAAUCCCCUUGGAGGAAAAUGUAUCAUGUGUCUGAAAAACCAUAUGGCAUAGUUGAAAGGAAGCCCAGAAUAUUCCCUGGUGAUAUAAUUCUGGAGACUGGAGAAGUAAUUCCACCAAUGAAAGAAUUUCCUGAUCAACAUCAUUAAAGAUUAUGUAAAAACUUGAAAGGCUUAUGAGCCUAAGUUUGUUCCUAUAUUACCAUAUUUACUGAAUUUUCUGGAAAAGUAACUUUAAUAAAGUUUAAUCUCAGAAA